Musa acuminata subsp. malaccensis (wild Malaysian banana) is the source of this 1781-nucleotide messenger RNA. Its product is annotated as E3 ubiquitin-protein ligase IPI1. NCBI's taxonomy places the organism in Eukaryota, Viridiplantae, Streptophyta, Magnoliopsida, Zingiberales, Musaceae. The record is from RefSeq and is a predicted model, not a curated record. Gene Ontology annotation, molecular function: ubiquitin-protein transferase activity.
GUGAGAGGAGCCUCUCGAUCGGAAUCUUAGGGUUCGGGGAGGAGCCUGUGGAUUGGGAGUUGGGAGAGGAGGUAAUUGUUUGCCUUUUCUGUUCUUGACGACCGGGGAGAUUCGUGGGGAUUAGGGCAUGAAGGGAUGGGCCUUGGGGGAGCAGCGAAGGACACCAAGGAGCGCGAGGAGGUCGUGCACAUCGCCUGCUCGAUCUGCCUUGAGGCGGUGAAGAGCGGCGGGGAUCGGUCUACCGCCAGGCUGCAAUGUGGGCACGAGUUCCAUCUCGAUUGCAUUGGUUCAGCAUUUAAUGCUAAAGGUGUGAUGCAAUGCCCUAAUUGUCGAAAAGUUGAGGAAGGCAACUGGCUAUAUGCAAAUGGUUCUCAUCCAACACCAGAGCUCAAUAUGGAUGACUAUAUCCAUGAUGAAGACCUCUACAGUCUUGGUUAUAUGGAAAAUCCAUUUGGAGGUCACUGGUGUCCAUUUCGUGGCUUGGCAAGGAUUCCAUCAUUGUUUGAGGAAGGCGAAUCUUCUCCACCUGUUGCUUUUCGGGAUCCUUUGGGAUAUCAUGCUAUUGUAAUGGAGAAUCAGGCUACCCUGUCAGCUGCUCAUCCAUGCCCUUUUAUUGGUGCACGAUUGCCCCAAACUUCUUCUUCCUCAAGUAACCAUCCUUUUGAUGUCCAUACUGAUGGUCCUGGAUAUCACUACCGGUGGAGUCACUUCCCAAGUGCAAGAGAUGUUCAAAAUCCUCUUAUGAUGGCUCCAAGUAAUCUUCAUUAUCGUGGUUGGCAACACCAUCAUCCAUCAUAUUCUCCCAAUGCCCAUGUCGGUGGUGCUGACGCAGCAUCAGGCUUUCCAAGGCUUAGAACUGAUGGUUUACCUACCGCUGAUUCUGUUUUCCAUCCCUUUGUUCUCAGCCAUGGAAGUGGUUCCAGGGCUGGGGCUACCAGCUCUUCUGUUCCCUCAUUGGUUCCACCUUAUCUUAGAAACCAUGGAAACAUCCAUGAACGCUAUCGACUGCAAACUUCUCAAAGUCUGGAGGGAACAGCAAUGCUGCAGCCUGGAAGUUCGAGGGGCUUCAAUCCACUGGACCAGUGUGGUCCUUUUCUUGUUUCUCCAGCAAUUCCAUUGGGUCAAACUGCUGUGGAUGCCGAGAACAUGGGAAGCAACCGCCUCUGUGCAUGGGAACGCGAGUGCUUUGCAUCCCACCAUCCAUAUUCUCGUGUUGACAGAGAAUGCAGUUGUUGGGGCCCUUUCCCACCAGCUAUUGGUGUAUCAGACUCCAACCCGAGGAUGACCUUCUUCCCACCCAAUGUUCCUGAGAUUUCAUCGUCACAAGCGGGGUACAAUCGAUCCAUACCCCCAGCACACAUGCUGUCUUUGAUGUGAUGCAGCCUGGUGAGAUCUUGAGAUACACGACUCCCCGAUGACAAGAAACGCAGUAAUGUCAUUCAAACUGUUCCGAUGACACUUUUUAGAUCUUCGCUACCCGUAACAGCAUGUCUAUUGUUGAUGUCUGGAGAAAGGCAUGAACCGAAUAAUCUGUUUGAACCUGUUCCAGAUAAAGUGCGCAUGAAAUCUCUCUAUAAGCCUGAAACUGUUCAUUGUCAGUAAAUGGAAGAAUGCUUCUCCACGAAAUUUUCGAGGGCAGGUAGCAUACCGAUAAAUUUAUGUAGUUGAUACUGAAGUUGCGGGUUUAAAUUUGCUAUCAAGAAUACAGUACAAAUCUUUGAAACUUGAAAGAGAACUUGUUUAUGUUAGAACUCAUUGAUAUCGGUUCUUGAUUGAUUGAA